This is a messenger RNA of Theobroma cacao (cacao), 3784 nucleotides long. RefSeq lists its product as uncharacterized. NCBI's taxonomy places the organism in Eukaryota, Viridiplantae, Streptophyta, Magnoliopsida, Malvales, Malvaceae. Gene Ontology annotation, molecular function: ADP binding. The record is from RefSeq and is a predicted model, not a curated record.
UGCAGUUGCCUUGCGACAACGUUGCUCCCUAGUUUUUGCUCGUUUCAUCGUCAUCUUUCAAUGAUUUCCACUACCCAUUUUGAUAGUAAACGAAACGAAACAGUUAAAUUCCUCUUUGUCUUUGUCAAAAAUUGACGUUUCAAAAGGCGUCAGGGGAAACUCUUCAUUCUUGUUUAAUUCGAAUGUUCUCUUCAACUCAUCCAAGGAUUGAGUUGUUUGAGACCAAAAUGGAGCUAAUGAGGUUUCCUCAAAAUAGUUUAUGGGGCACUGUGGAGGACUCAUUCAGGCCCUAUUUUUGUUUUCUAUCUGAGCAAAAUCAGAGUAUCAAAAUGGCUGGUUCCACACUAAGUUACUGCAUCCUGCUGAAAUUUUGGAAAUACAACUGGUCUGCUGUUUCAAGUACUGAUGGAUGCGUUUCAAGCUGUUGCUUCUGCAACACAGAUAAUAUCCAGUAUGAUGGGGGCUGUUGGUGCAUUAGAACAAGCCUCUAGAAAUCUUGAUGAAGCUCCAAAGAAAAUCCGAAGCCUAGAAGAAUUUGUGUGUGAUCUUGAGAAUUUGACACAACGAAUUAGGCAAAAACAUUCCUCCAAGCUUCAUAAUGCCCAGUUAGAUUAUCAAAUUCAAAGUUUGCAUUCCCUGAUUGAAAGGCUGCGCCCAAAUAUCAGGAAGGCGAGAACAAUUGUAUCAAAAAGUAAAAUUAAGAACAUUGCUAAUGUAUUUUGGAACUCCAUGGCUGGAGAUCCACUUGGAAAACUGACAUAUUCAAUUAAAGAUGAUUUAAAUUGGUGGCUUGAAACUCAAAUGUUGGCCCAAAAUGUUGAGAAGGUAAUAGAAUCAACAGCACAAGACAUCCCAGUUCGAUUGAAAAUAAAGGCUGAUCAAGGCCACCCGAUUUCUAGUAAAUGCAACUUUGUGAGGGAUUUACUUGAACGGGGCGAUUCUCAUCGAGUCAUUCUAAUUGUGGGUUUAUCUGGUAUUGGAAAGUCCUGUUUAGCUCGUCAAGUAGCUUCUGAUCCACCAAAAAAAUUUGUGGGUGGAGCAGUUGAACUUGGAUUUGGGCAAUGGUGUAGUCGAGCCGCUUGCAAUGGCAGUAAGGUUGAAUAUCAGAAGCGUUUGGCAAGGAAAAUUAGCAAAUUCUUGGUGCAGAUUGGAUUUUGGAAAAAGAUUAAGGAGGAGAAUAGUGGAGAUCUUGAUUAUGUUUGUUGCUUGCUUCAAGAAGCCUUAUAUGGAAAAAGCAUUUUAAUCCUUCUAGAUGAUGUAUGGGAGCAGGACAUAGUUCAGUGGUUUGCUAAACUGUAUGAUAAUGAUUGUAAGUACUUAGUAACAACAAGAAAUGAAGCUGUCUAUGAAAUUACAGAAGCUGAAAAGGUAGAGCUAAGCAAGGAUGAAAUAAGAGAGAUAAGCAAGGAAAUCCUUCUCUACCAUAGCCUCCUUAGCAAAGAAGAGCUUCCGAUCAUAGCAGAGAGCUUACUUGAACGAUGUGGCCACCACCCUCUAACUGUUGCUGUUAUGGGAAAGGCUCUCAGGAAAGAAGUAAGAGUUGAGAAAUGGGAGAAGGCUAUAACCAAUCUAUCAACAUUUGCUACAUGUGCACCAGGUCCUGUCUCAUAUGUGAAUGAGAAAGAUGCUGAGGACACGUUAACCAUUUUCGGUUCGUUUGAGUUCAGUCUAGAAGCAAUGCCUGUAGACUCAAAGAGGCUCUUCAUUGCUCUUGCUGCUCUUUCAUGGGCAGGACCUGUACCAGAAGCUUGUGUAGAGGCUGUAUGGUCAUUUCUUGGGCAGGAGAGCUUGUUUUCUCUCAUUGUCUGCAAGCUUGUUGAAGGGUCUUUAUUGAUGAAAGAAGACAUGGAUCCCUUGUACCAAGUACAUGACAUGGUUUCGUUGUACCUUGAUAGCAAGACUACUGAUUCAAUUGAGAUGCUACUACAUGGAUCUACACCUGAAAAAGCUGCAUUUAUUUGCCCUUGGCUCUUUAUUUUUGGGAAAGAGAAUGUCAAAAAGAUUGUUGAACAGAGGAUGAAGCUUUUCUUCGAAAUUUUAGAAGAAAAACAAGCGGUUAUCACCUUAGAAUCCAUUAUUGAGGCUCUAAUGGCAAGCAACACCAUUUCUGAACUUGAAGCAAGCAGGGCGAGCUUUAGUUGGAUUUUGGGACCCAGGAUUGCAGAUAUCAUCUCAACUAAUUCACAGAGUUUGAUUGCAGUGUCUGCAGAAGCCAUCAUAAAUAUAUUUAGUAAGACUGAUUACUGCAACUAUUUUCCAUCCCUUGAAACUGCCAGUACAGUUGACAAGUUGGCAAGUAUAUUAGAAAGUUGUGAGGAUCCUGAAAUCCAAACAAACAUUUUAACCAUCCUUGCCAAGCUUGCAGAAUUUGGAAGCCCAGAGAUUGUUGAUAAGGUGCUUCAGAGUAUCCCCUUUAACCAGCUCGCAUACUUGCUCUCUCCUGAUGCCAAGGAAUGGCAUGAGAGCAUGUUUACAAUAUUGAUGUCAUUGACCAUAGCUGGAAAGUCAAAAGCAGUUGAGAGAAUGUUUGCUUUUGAGAUUGAGAAGAAUCUUAUCAAACUUAUUGAGAGUGGAUCUGAAAUAGUGCAACACCAUGCCGUUGUCACUUUGAAGGCAUUUUAUGAGUUGGCAGGCCCUUCUUCAAAUAGUUCUCUUCGACCUGCAAAUCUGGACCUCUUGCCAUGGCAAGUGAGACUACGUCUGGAAAGGUUUGUUAUGUCAGACCGGAACAUUCCCCUUUCACCAAAGCCACAAACUUUUGAAAACCUCAUUCACAAGGUGCUAGACUAUGACAACAAACAGGUAUUGGAGGCAAUGCAAGAUCUCAUACCAAUAAUUGAAAAAGCUGGAGACCCAAGUUUCAGAGAAAUGAUUCUACAAAGUCCCCUUAUUAGAAGGUUAUCAGAACUUCUGCAAUCUGGACACACAGAACAUAAUCCUGUGAGAUCUGAAUCUGCCUUUUUACUCAUGAAGCUAGCUUACUCUGGUGGAGAACCCUGCAUUAAGAAGUUCCUAGAGUAUGAUGUUAUUUCUGAGCUGGUAAAGAUGAUGCAGUGCCACAUUGCAGAGUUGCAGGAUUCGGCCUAUACGGCUCUGCAUCAAAUGCUUUUUGGCAAUGGUGGGGUUCUUGUAUUGAAGAAGAUCUUCCUAAUGGGUCUAAUACGGCCUAUAGCUCACGCACUUGAGAGCAAAUCUUUGAAGACUCGGGAAGUGAAUGUGCACUUUAUUUUGGAUAUUGUUGAGGUGGGAAAUAAAAACUGCUUAGAGCAGAUGCUGUCUUUGCAAGUUGUGGAGAAACUCACUAAGUUAGAGAAAAGUGGUGGGGGCUCUGGCGAAAAUUUGGUUGGAUUUCUGAAGGGAAUGGAUAAGUGUAAGCAUCUGUCAGUGGCAGAGCGAAAGGUGAUGAAGCAACAGGUGGUUAGAAGGGUGAGGACCUCCUUGAAAGGCCACAAAUUUGAAGCUCGGACUUUAGCAGCUUUAGAUGCUUUCCUCUCUGGAGGGUCAAGGGCUGCAAGUAGUAGUGGCAGUGGUAGAAAUAGAAAGUUAUCUAAGACCUGAAAAGAGAAUUGUACUGGCUCUGUCUGGCUUUUAAGGCAUGGCCUUAUUGCUGCAGCAUUCAGAUUCAUUGUUCAAAGAAAAAAUAUAGUGCUUUUCUCAAUUUUUCAUACGUAAUAUAUGGGAACGUUCUUUUCUUUUUGACAAGAGAUUUGAAACCUUCAAAUGCAGUUUCUUGUCUGCUAAAUAUUGCAGAAUUAAUGAGAACUUCCAUUGAGAUCCCCAUGCA